Molecule: messenger RNA, 5732 nt
Organism: Drosophila ficusphila
Lineage: Eukaryota; Metazoa; Arthropoda; Insecta; Diptera; Drosophilidae
Gene: RasGAP1
Product: GTPase-activating protein
Exons: 6
Coding region: 712-4242 (1176 amino acids)
Biological process (GO): intracellular signal transduction; regulation of GTPase activity
Source: RefSeq, a predicted model, not a curated record
AUUAAAAAAGUUCGAUAACAGGAACUCUUGAAUUAUCGAGUCGGAACUUAAGAUCUAUUUCAUCUGAUUCUAACAGUACAAGUUAACCACUGAAAUAAUAAAAACAAAAGUUCUCAUUGUUAAAAACAACGUGGAAUUGUUUUAUCAAAUUAAAGUUUCUGACACUUGUUAAUAGACAGUUUCACCUACUAGUUCUCUUUUGAUAUUUUUGGUGUGAUGUGAACCGGUCACACUAGUUGCCACUAGGAAAAGCCAACAAACUAGCGGUCACUCUAUUUUUGAGUUCGAUUCGAGAAGGUUGUGUUGCUCCGACGCGCAAAUUGCAAAGUAAAAAACUUCGGAAAAAUAAGAGAUUGCGAGUGAAACGAGAAUAUUAAAAUUUUUCUAAGUUACUUGUGUUGUUGUGCAUGUCAAAAACAGUAGUGUCAACGAAUUCCUUUGCAUCCUAUCCAAAGCAACAGGAAAAGUGCAUUUCGUGAGCGGCAAAUCGACUCAUUUUUUCGUCAAUUCAGCUCGGCACGGAUUGCAGCGCUGCAUCUUGUGAAUAAUAACGAAGUGCGAUAACCAAUUAAUUAACCUUCAAAAGACUAACCCGUGUGAAAAUAUCGCUUUAAAAUUCGAAAAACAAUCCAACACAAUUUAUAAUCGCGUGUUGCAAGUAAAAACGGGAGUGACCGACAGAAAGCCGCCUGCUAUGAAAACGGGCGCACAAUGCUGCUGAAGAAGAAGCGCUAUAUGCACGACGAGCGAGACGGCGCUAUUGACUCGUUCGUCGCCGUCGAGCCAAGCAGCAACAACAACAAAAUGGCCGAAACACGCGAAGUGCGCAUUGAAGAGCAAUUAAAAGUGAAAAUUGGCGAGGCAAAGAAUCUGAGCAGUCGCAAUGCGGCCAACACAAGCUGCAGCACACAGGGCACCCGCGAUGUCUUCUGCACAAUUGCGCUGGACCAGGAGGAGAUCUUCCGCACACCGACCAUCGAACGCACACUGAUGCCGUUCUUCGGCGAGGAGCACCAGUUCAAGAUCCCGCGUCGCUUCCGCUACCUGACCAUCUAUCUGUGGGAUCGGGACAUGAAGCAGGACAAGCCGAUUGGCAAGAUAGCGAUCAAGCGCGAGGAGCUGCACAUGUACAAUCACAAGGACCAUUGGUUCUCCCUUCGACCAGUCGAUCAGGACUCCGAGGUGCAGGGCAUGGUGAACGUGGAGGUUGCCUUCACGGAGGCCCAACAACAGAGCCAAUCGCUGGCGGAGAGCAUCGAUCUGGUGCAGCACACACUGGGGCACAGCCAACACCUGUCGACGCACCUCCACCACCAGCACCAGCACCACAAUCUCCAGCAGCAGCGGGCGCAACUGAACGAUUACAAGGAGAACAGCGAACUGAGCAACAUCCAGCAGCGAUCGGCAGCUGCUGCGGCGGCGGCCUCUUCGACCGCAGCAAUGACGCUGAAAACCCGAGCUGCUGGACUAUUUGGUCACGUGCAUCGUCCGCCAUCGCAGCACAUUCAGACGAUCAACAGCACAUCCUCCACAUCGGCGGAACAGCUGGCCGGCUGGAAGUCGCAUGCGAGAAGCGUUGGCGUCACCAUCAAAGUGCCCACCUGCGUGGAUCUCUCGAAGAAGCAGGGCACCUGUGAUCCCUUCGUGGUCUGCACCGCGCACUACAGCAACAAGCAGCAGGUGACGCGAAGGACGAAGCAGCGCAAGAAGACCGUCAAUCCGGAGUUCGACGAGGCCAUGUACUUUGAUCUCCACAUCGAUGCCGAGCCGGGAAGCACAAAUACCACUGGUAGCAACAAGAGCACCGGUUCCCUGGAAUCCACCGCCAACAAGGGCUAUGCCAUCUAUCCACAGGGCGUGGCGGAUCUGGUGGAGAUCGUGGUCAGCGUGUGGCACGAUGCACACGGAGCGAUGUCCGAUAAAGUCUUCCUUGGGGAAGUGCGGAUACCGAUGCUGAAUGCCAAGGAGCAACAGGCGGUUCCAUCGUCGGCUUGGUAUUAUCUGCAACCGCGCUCCAUGACGCACAGUUGUCGCUCGCUGAACGCCACGCCCCGCUCAUGUGCCACGCCCCCGGGGACGAGAUUGAGCGUGGACUCGACCAUCGGAUCGCUGCGACUGAACCUCAACUACACCGCCGAUCAUGUCUUCCCGCUGGCCACCUACGAUGAUCUGCUGAAUCUUUUGGCGGAGUCGGAGGAUCAGCGACCCAUCACCGUGUCUGCUGUUUCCAUACUCGGAGAGUUAGUCUCCGGCAAGACGGAGGUGGCCCAACCGCUCGUUCGGAUCUUCACGUACAAGGAGCGCAUUGCGCCGAUCAUCAAGGUGCUGGCGGAUCACGAGAUCUCCCAUCUGACAGAUCCCACCACCAUCUUUCGGGGCAACACGCUGGUCUCCAAGAUGAUGGACGAGGCGAUGCGGUUGUCCGGCCUGCACUAUCUCCAUCAAACACUGCGUCCCGUUCUCUCGCAGAUCGUGGCCGAGAAGAAACCCUGCGAGAUCGAUCCCAGCAAGAUCAAGGAUCGCUCGGCGAUAGACACGAAUCUGCACAACCUGCAGGAUUACGUGGAAAGGGUUUUUGAGGCGAUCACAAAGAGUGCGGAUCGAUGUCCGAAGGUUUUGUGCCAGAUCUUCCAUGACCUGCGCGAAUGUGCGGGCAAGCACUUCCCCAGCAAUCGCGAGGUGCGCUACUCCGUGGUCUCCGGCUUCAUUUUCCUGCGCUUCUUUGCUCCGGCCAUUCUGGGACCGAAACUCUUCGAUUUAACCACCGAGCGACUGGAUGCACAGACGAGUCGCACGCUGACCCUGAUCUCCAAGACGAUCCAAUCGCUGGGCAACUUGGUCAGCUCCCGAUCGUCGCAGCAGACGUGCAAGGAGGAGUUCACCGUCGAGCUAUACAAGAAAUUCUGCACGGAGCAGCACGUGGAGGCGGUCAAGCACUUCCUGGAGGUAAUCUCGACGCCCAACAAGGCGAGCAGCAGCAUUCACACACUGAUGGAUUCGACUCCCCUGGAACCAGUAUUACUUAAAGAGGGCGAGGGCAUGAUGACCAAGUAUCCCACGUCCCGGAAACGCUUCGGCCGGCAGUUCAAGCAGCGCUACUUCCGCCUCACCACCCGCUCGCUCAGCUACGCGAAGUCGAAGGGCAAACAACCCAUCUGUGAUAUACCGCUCCAGGAGAUCGCCAGCGUGGAGCAGCUGAACGACAAGAGUUUCAAGAUGCAGAACUGCUUUAAGAUUGUGCACAACGAUCGGGCGCUGAUUGUGCAGACAACGAAUUGCGUGGAGGAGCGCGAGUGGUUCGACCUGCUGCACAAGAUCCAGCAGAUAAACUCACUGCGGACGCGCUACAUGCAUACCUCGGCCUUUGUUGGUGGCUUCUACAGCUGUUGCGGCCGCUCGGAUGAGAGUUCGCCCGGGUGCAAUAAAUACUCGGACACGCAGAUCAACUACUUGCAAAUGGAUUUGGUGACGGCGCUGGAUCCCCCGCUCGAUCUGCAGCGCAUCCACACGCUGAUCAUGUCCAACAUGAGCGUGCUGGAGUCGCUGCUCGAUCCGCUCACCUACCACCAGCACCUGUCGCAGACGCAGCACCAGCAGCACAAUCCCCUCGUGCCGCUGGCCACCGAUCUGCAGAAGCAUUCACCGCACGCCUUCGCGGAGUUCAAGCGCACCAUUGAGAAGCUGCGGGAGAAGGCGUACGCCAUCGACAAGGAUCACCGGGACUACAAGCAGGGCAUCACGGGCCAGCUGAAGUAUGGCAGCAAGGAGGCGCCCAUUGGCGAUGACAACUACUGUCACAUGAUGCGAGCCGCCGGCCAGUUGAAUCAGCAGCGUCAGAACCAGCAGCAGCAACAACAACAGCAGCAGCAACAGCAACUGCAACAGUUCCAGCCGCAGCAAGUGCUGCCGACCAUGCAGAAUGUUCGAGCGUAUCCUUAUCAGCCGGCGGCAACGAGCAAUAUGAACGCCUACUAUCUGCACAACCUGCAGCAUCAGCAUCAGCGAAUACAGUUCCAGCAGCAACAUCAGCAGCAGCAGCAGCAACAUCAGUCGUCGAUGCAGCAGCAACAGUCGCAGUUUCAGCCGCUGCGCAGCCACCAGCUGCAGCGGCACAACAACAACUUGAACAACAAUAACUGCGGCAAUGCCUCGUCCUCCAGUCCGUCGUCGACGACCUCCAGCGUGGUGGCUGCACCACCGAGCACCACAUCGUCAUCGCAGCCGGCGCCGCCGAUUUAUUAGCGUUCAAGGUUGUGCGUAUUCGCCUUGCCGCGGGCCAUCAUCACGACCAGGUGAAGGAAGGAGUACGCAUAGGCAUUGUGGACACCGAGGAGCAGGAGGAGGAGAAGGAGAAGGAGGAGUUCCAAACCAGGAGAUGCUGCUGUACAAACAGUUUUUUUUUUUUGUGCUAAUUUCUAGGCUCCUUUUUUUGUAUAAUUUUUACGAGUUGUAAAGGUCUAGACUAAGUUUUUUAAUUAACAGAUUUUUAUACACCAGAUUUUUACGGUACCGCCUACACCAGCAACAACAACAGAAACAACAACAAUAUGAAAAGAGAAACAAGAAAGCGAAAUCGAAAUAUUUAUAAGCCUAUUUAUUUUUUGUAUGUGCUAACAUUAUUUAUACACGCAAACAAAACACCCAAUAUGGAAGGAGCAUUUCCACUCUUGUGAGCGCAAAUGGGGCAGAGAACCACUGAAAACUGAUAACUUUAUAAGCCUAAACUACUAAAAAAAACUCAAAAAUUGCUAAGAUUUUUUAAAGCCUAGCCUAAGUUGGAAUACCAUACCAUUAAUGAUUAGUAGCGAAAUGAAAUGAAAUGUAAAUAGCAGAUCCACGAUAUAUAUAUCUUUAUAUUUACAUGUGUAAUAAUACCUACAUUAUACCAGUUAUUUUAGGCGUAGCGAAAAUUUCUAAAAACUAUCUAAGCUAGGCGUGUUGCCCAGAGGCGACUCAAACGAAAAGCAAAUAAUUCUAACAAAAUGUGAAAGCUAUUAUAUACAAGAAACGAGAAAAUGCGAAAAGCAAAAAAAAACACAUACAUCUACAUGUAUAUUUACUUUAUAUAACUGUCAUACAGCUAAUGUUAAACACACGAUACGUAUUCGGCAAAUUGUAGGAUACAAACAAAAAACAUUGUUAAGAACAAAUUUACUUCCAUUUUGCAUACACACAAAUCACAUACACAUACAUACAUUAUACACGCGCACAACUAUAUUUAUUCAAUGCAUUUAAUUUCAUGUUAAACUUAAAAGAAAAACAAGUAAAUUGUUAACGCAAAGAUGAUUUGGUUAGCUUCAACUUACUUCCACCGAUUUGUUUCCAAAGCUCUUCCAAUAUUAAUUAAAUGUCUAGAACUUAUGUUAAUCUAAUUUUUGCCAUAUUUAGUUCAUUGUUCAUCCAUCGCAUUAAAAACGAAUGUGUCUUCCUCCGCCGCGUUUAUCAAAUUGCCUUUUGUUUAUGCAUUCCAAUUAUUUGUGCAUUUCUUAAUUAUAAUAUCUGCAUGAUGUACAUAGAAAUACGAAACGGAGAAACACGACGAGAUGUUGCUAUGAAUUUAAUUUGUUUGCAGUUACCAACUUAGUUCAUUUAAAAUUUCAGUUGCAUUUUAAGAGCAUAAUUUUAGUUUAAUUUUACCAUGCCUAGCUAUUAAGUUGUUGGUACAAAGAAUCGAAAAUAUACACAUCAAGAUAUAUUUUCUAGCGAAAAAUAAAGCGUAUCGCCAAUUGAAA